This is a messenger RNA of Trichosporon asahii var. asahii CBS 2479, 1266 nucleotides long. Its product is annotated as glycerophosphoryl diester phosphodiesterase. The coding region runs from base 1 to 1266 and encodes 421 amino acids. The record is from RefSeq and is a predicted model, not a curated record. The transcript is spliced from 2 exons. Gene Ontology annotation, biological process: lipid metabolic process. Gene Ontology annotation, molecular function: glycerophosphodiester phosphodiesterase activity. NCBI's taxonomy places the organism in Eukaryota, Fungi, Basidiomycota, Tremellomycetes, Trichosporonales, Trichosporonaceae.
AUGCAACUCUUGACACUCUUCCUGCUUGCGGGCGGUUCGCUGGCCGCACCGCACAUGGAGCACGAGCUGCGCCAGCUGACGCACCCGGAGCUCAGCAAGCGCAUCGACCCCUCGGCGCACCGCGACUUCGAUCUCGACGCCAUCCGCAAGAUCAAGAACGUGCAGCUCGGCCCGCGCCCGUACUACCUCGUCGAUGACCUGGAGCCCUCGCCCCUCAAGGACAAGCUCCAGAAGUGUACCGAGAAGCCGGCCAAGACGUCGCACUGGAGCAUCGGCCACCGUGGUGGAGGCACCCUCCAGUUCCCCGAGCACACCGUCCAGUCCAACCUUGCCGGUGCGCGUAUGGGUGCUGGUGUUCUGGACCUCGAGCUGGUGUGCCGUCACUCGCAGUGCGAUCUGCACACGACCACCAACGUCGUUGCAACCGAGCUGGGCAAGAAGUGCACGACGCCCUUCCAGCCGGCCACGGCCAACUCGACCGCCAAGGCCCGAUGCUGCACCUCCGACUUCACGCUGGACGAGAUCCUCUCGCUCUGCGGUAAGAUGGACAGCUUCAACGCCUCCGCGACGACGCCGGAGGACUACCUCGGCAACGUCCCCGCCUGGCGUACGACGCUCUACAACCAGUGCGGCACACUGAUGAGCCUGAAAGACCACAUUGCCAUGGUCGAGAAGCUCGGCCUCGAGCACACCCCUGAGCUCAAGCUUCCUGAGGUUCCCAUGCCGUUCAACGGCGACUACACCCAGGAGAAGUACGCCCAGCAGCUCAUCGACACGUACCGCGAGUGCGGCGUGAACCCGAAGAAGUUCUGGCCCCAGAGCUUCCACUAUCCCGACGUUGUGUACUGGAUCAAGAAUGCGGGCAAGUACGGCAAGCAGGCGGUGCUGCUCGACGAGACGCUGCCAAUCGACCAGGCCGCGGACAAGAUGACCCAGUACAAGAAGGACGGUGUUAAGAUCCUCGCGCCGCCCACGCCCUACCUCCUCGACGUUCAGAAUGGCACCAUCGUCCCCUCCGAGUACGCCAAGAAGGCCAAGGAGCACGGGUUCGACAUCAUCACGUGGUCGCUCGACCGAAGCCCGCCUGUCAAGCAGGCCAAGGAGACCAAGGACUACUACUACGAGACCUUCCUCGAUGGCCUCCACCGCGACGGCGACCUGUAUCGCGCCAUUGACGUCAUGGCUCAGCAGGUUGGCGUCAAGAAGAUGUUCGCCGACUGGUCUGGAACCGUCACGUUCUACGCCAAUUGCUUCGGUCUCAAGUGA